Messenger RNA from Protobothrops mucrosquamatus (brown spotted pit viper), 4415 nucleotides. RefSeq names its product solute carrier family 7 member 2 (gene SLC7A2). Gene Ontology annotation, cellular component: plasma membrane. The transcript has 12 exons. NCBI's taxonomy places the organism in Eukaryota, Metazoa, Chordata, Lepidosauria, Squamata, Viperidae. The record is from RefSeq and is a predicted model, not a curated record. The coding region runs from base 108 to 2078 and encodes 656 amino acids. Gene Ontology annotation, biological process: transmembrane transport; amino acid transport. Gene Ontology annotation, molecular function: amino acid transmembrane transporter activity.
GACGGGCUCCCCUCUCGAAGCACCAGCAACUCCGCGCGUCCGCUUUCCACAAGUCCGCUUGUCUUCACCCGCCAGCGCUUCAGACGGCUCGAGCUUUUUCAUCCAACAUGACCGGUGGCCCAGCCUUGUCAUUUGCUCGGUGCCUGCUGAGAAGAAAAAUUGUCACCGGGGACAGUCUUGAAGAUUCAAAGCUAUGCCGCUGUUUAUCAACUGUGGAUCUUAUCGCUUUAGGAGUAGGAAGCACCCUUGGUGCUGGUGUUUAUGUCCUUGCUGGAGAAGUUGCAAAAGCAGAUUCUGGACCUAGUAUUGUACUUUCUUUCCUCAUAGCUGCCCUAGCUUCGGUCAUGGCCGGACUUUGUUACGCAGAAUUUGGUGCUCGGGUCCCCAAAACUGGCUCAGCCUAUCUGUACACAUAUGUAACUGUUGGUGAAAUCUGGGCUUUUAUCACUGGCUGGAAUCUCAUUUUGUCCUACGUUAUAGGUACUUCAAGUGUUGCAAGAGCAUGGAGUGGAACCUUUGAUGAACUUCUUGGAAAACAAAUUGGUUAUUUUUUCCGAACCUACUUCAGAAUGAAUUACUCUGGCUUAGCAGAAUAUCCAGAUUUUUUUGCAGUCUGUCUAAUAUUACUCUUAGCAGGACUUUUAUCAUUUGGAGUAAAAGAAUCUGCAUGGGUAAAUAAAGUCUUCACUGCUGUUAACAUCUUGGUUCUGCUCUUUGUUAUGAUUUCUGGCUUUGUGAAAGGCAACAUUAAUAACUGGAAGAGAACUGAAGAAUUUCUGAUAAACUACACUGCAGAAAUAAAAAAUCUAUCAUCCUCUGAGAAUGUGACAAGUAUAUUUGGAGUUGGUGGCUUCAUGCCAUAUGGCUUUACCGGAACACUAGCCGGCGCUGCAACCUGCUUUUAUGCCUUCAUAGGAUUUGAUUGCAUUGCAACUACUGGGGAAGAAGUCAGGAAUCCUCAGAGGGCCAUUCCUAUUGGAAUUGUAUCAUCUCUACUUGUCUGCUUUCUGGCCUAUUUCGGAGUUUCAGCUGCUUUGACACUUAUGAUGCCAUACUAUUUACUUGAUGAGAAAAGUCCUCUCCCUGUAGCAUUUGAGUAUGUUGGAUGGGGUCCAGCAAAAUACCUUGUAGCCGUCGGAUCUCUGUGUGCUUUAUCAACAAGUCUCCUUGGAUCCAUUUUCCCCAUGCCUCGUGUAAUCUAUGCUAUGGCAUCGGAUGGCUUGCUUUUCACAUGUCUAGCUCAAAUCAACCCCAAAACGAAGACUCCACUUGUUGCAACUUUAUCAUCAGGGGCUGUUGCAGCUCUAAUGGCUUUUCUCUUUGACCUAAAAGCCUUAGUAGACAUGAUGUCAAUUGGUACACUUCUUGCAUACUCAUUGGUGGCUGCUUGUGUUCUCAUACUUAGGUACCAACCCAGUUUAAACUACGAGCAACCAAAAUAUUCAGCAGAAAAAGAGGCCCUUGCAGGAUCAGAAGGCGAAUGUAAAAGUGAAUCUCAAAUUAGCAUGAUACCAAGAAAGAGAUUUAAUCUACAAAUGCUAAUUAAUCCAUCAAGUUUACCAACCGAACAGUCUGCUACUGUGGUGAGCCUUCUUGUGGCCCUUUUGGCUGUCCUCAUUUGUGGAUUAAGCAUUCUGACAACCUAUGGAAUUAAUUCACUUGCAAAUAUGGAGCUUUGGAGUAUUUUUAUUCUUGCGUCUCUUUUCAUACUAUUCGUGAUGAUUAUGCUUAUCAUCUGGAGACAACCUCAGAAUCAGCAUAAAGUGACAUUUAUGGUUCCGUUCUUGCCAUUCUUGCCAUCUUUAAGUAUCUUAGUGAAUAUAUACUUGAUGGUACAGCUAAGUGGACAGACAUGGAUCCGGUUCAGCAUCUGGAUGGCAUUCGGACUCCUGAUUUACUUUGCCUAUGGCAUCCGGCAUAGUAUGGAAAGCUGUCCCAAGGAGGAAGAGGAAGAUGAUGACAGCUGCUCAGAAAGAAGCGAAAUUUCAGAAAAGAAGCAUAUGGGAGAUACAAGUGAACUUGAACAUGCAAGUGAAAGUGCUCAGUUUAUUCCACAUGAAAAGACAAGUGAAUGCUGAUAAACCUAUUGUGUGCACUUUUAGGCUGUGAUGGCAGCCGAAUGGAGUUGCUGGUGAAAUGGUAAACUACUUGCUCCCCCUAAAUUAACAGUAACCCACUUGUGCUUUAUGGAAACAUUAGUAGAAAUACAUGAAAGAUGAUCUAAAUUAGUUGCUAUAUAUCUCUUCCAUCAGAGACUUGCCUCAGAGGGUUGUAAUCUUUUAAAAACUGAGCAAGAAAGUGGAGGAAAAUAAAUUUUCCAAGGGGGCCAAUCUGAUUCAUCUGUCAUGUUGGUGAUUUCCUUAACAACAUCUUCCAACUUUAACUGGCAUAUAUAACUAGUUCUUAAGGAGUAUCUAAAGAAGAAGAGUUGAAUAUUAUGGUUUAUAAUAUGGAGAUGUAUUCUUAACUGCUUUUAAAAAUAGGGUAGCAUUGCUAAAUAAUCACAUAACUACUUGAUUUCCAUCGCUCUCUGUACCUUGUUUCUAAACCAGCCACCUCUUCUGUGAUGUCUCCUUUAUGUUGUUGCUCUAUGUUGCCCCUACCCUAUGAGAGGCUGAGGCUUUCCUUACCUGUGCAUUAUAUCAAAGGCAGCUUCAAGCUGUAUAAACUCAGUUAUAUUUUGCAAUGCAGAGUGAGGUAAUGGUCACUGACUGGGAACACAGCAUUCGUGACAGGAUGAGACUGGCAAGAAGGAUAGAAAAUGCAAUCCAAUACAAUAUUGUGCUGAUUUAAGGAUGAGUGGAGAUGACCUCAGCUCAGCAGUGGGGAAAGGUCCCAGAUUCAUAGAAAUUCCUGGGGGGGGAAAAACCACAGUUAUCUGAUCUAACUUCUGCUUUGCUCUUAUCUGUAAGCAGUAUAAAUCGUGACAAUUCUUCUAAAACAAUAUUUAAGAAUAUUUGAAACAGAUAUAUUUUAUAGACAAUCUAGUUUGAAAUUCUGUUUAUGUUUCAUUUCCAAAUGAAUGAUUAAUUUAAACAAAUGAUGAAGCACUAGCAAAAUGGCACUUCUGUGGAACUGAAGUUUGCAAAAUGCUGAUGCAUCUGUUGACUUCCUUAAUAUAUGAAUGUCCUGAGCAGGUCAGCACUGCCAGAGAUUGGGCUGCAAAACUGUGCACCUAUAUAUUACUUGGUAGAUUAUUCAAUUAAAUAUCGAAAAAACCUAUUCAGAAACUGGCUGAUUUGGGGAUGUGGUGAGUAGAAUAAGCAUUGAACUUGCAUGUUCUUCUGUCCUGUUACAAAGCAUUUGAAAUGUUCUGUAUAGGUCAUUGACUGCUGUUUGCACAUUUCAUCAGAUCCUUAGCAGACAGUGGAUAGGAGCAGGCAGUGCAAGCUUUGGGCCUACUACCACUUGUUCUCAUCACCAUAAAUUGUGGUUUCUCUACAAUACCCAAACAUAGCCACUAAAUUCUUCUUCCUGUCUAGGAAGUAAUUCUCUUCAAAUUCUUUUGUCAUCAUAGGUGAUAUAAUAUUUAUUAAAUAACUCAUGAAUAAUUUUUUUGUGAUAUUCCCUCUGUUUAUGAAAUAGAGGUAUGUAUAUAUUUGGAGAGAGGAGGAUGAAAAACAUAGCUCAAAUGUUUUAGCAACACUAAUGUUUAAGUAUGAUAGGUCUUUCUUAAACUUUGGGAUAAAGUAUGUUUACCAACAAAUGUAGGCACCUUCGUGCUGGUACCCAUUGCUGAGGCACCUUCAAUGCUGGUACCCAUUGCUGGCUUUACCUUUUGGGUAGGAUUAUGGCUUGACACUGUAUAAGAUGGGCAAAUUAGUUCCCAGCAUAUCAUUUGGGAUAAGAAUCCAUUUUAGGAAGCGUCGUGUAUAAGUGUCAGCAAGUCCAAAAGAAAUUCUUUUUUCUUGAGUCCAAGAGGGUUUACUUCCACCUCUCUGUUUCACCAUGUAAGGAUUAUUUUUUUAAUUUUCAGGUUCAUUUUCCUUAAACAACCAAUAAAAUGCUAACAAAGGUAAUGAAUAUUUAAAAAAAACCCCAUAUCUAAUAUGUGUUACUUUAAUAUACUGUACUUACAUUUGCACUAUUUUUUCCUACUUCAGCCUGCUUAUUUAUGUGUAACUUGUGAAACCAAUAUGUCAUUGCAGACUUUAGUAUGAAUAGCAGAUGUGGGAGCACAGUUAUUUUUAAAAAAAUGUAAGCAUACAAACUACAUUUAGUUUUCUAUGCUCAAGUUUAUAUAAAUGGAUACAAAAACAUUUACAAAAAUGCAUGCAAUGGGAAAGCACUUUGAAGAAACAACAGUGCUAUCUCCAUUUGAUCAUCUCAGACAUAUAUACUGAAAUUUUGUACAUGCAAAAAACUAUAUAUCUGGAUGUAUUACUUGUGUUAUUACUUAUAAAACAGCAAACAUA